Vigna unguiculata (cowpea) is the source of this 2144-nucleotide messenger RNA. RefSeq names its product GTP-binding protein, HflX. Gene Ontology annotation, cellular component: cytoplasm. Lineage: Eukaryota; Viridiplantae; Streptophyta; Magnoliopsida; Fabales; Fabaceae. The record is from RefSeq and is a predicted model, not a curated record. Gene Ontology annotation, molecular function: GTP binding; ribosome binding.
AAGGGCACUAAGGUAGUUUCACAUACCAAAAACCCUUCCUGGUUAAGCCAAUGUUGAAGAACAAGUUCAGACGGAGAGACAAAGAUGUUGAGAAGCUUCUCUUCUGCACUGCGGGGAUGUUCUAGAAAGUUCCAAACCCCACUCUCUUGCAAGAAGCUGUACACGAGCGAAGGCGAGGGUGCACGUGCGAGGCUUCCGAAGCUUCUGGUGGUUCAGCCGCGCGUGCGGCCGGAGAAGCUGUUGCAGGCGAAGCUGAACGAAGCUCUGUGCCUGGCAAACUCCCUCGAGGACCAGCGCGAUGGCUAUUUCCACACCGAUUUCUUCGACAAGCCGUUGCCACCUCACGUGCUCGUUCAGAACCGCGUCCCACGCGCCGACUCCUAUUUCGGCCACGGAACGGUCGAUAACAUCAAGUGUCACGUGAAUGCUGCUGCGGAGUCUAAGGAUGAGGUGGAUGCAGUUUUUGUAAAUGCGAUACUGUCUGGGAUUCAGCAACGGAAUCUUGAGAGAGCUUGGGGGAAACCCGUGCUGGACCGUGUGGGACUUAUCAUUGAGAUUUUCAAUGCCCAUGCGUUUACCAAGGAAGCGAAACUUCAGGCUGAACUCGCUGCUCUGUCCUACAAGAAGACCAGACUUGUUCGUGUUCGCGGCCCUGAUGGUCGCUACACGUUUGGUGCUUCUGGAGAAGCUGAAGUUGUUAGCGCUCGAGGGAGAGGUAGUGGGGGACAAGGUUUUAUGAGUGGUGCUGGAGAAACUGAACUUCAGCUUCAGCGACGAAGAAUCCUGGAGAGGAGAAAUUAUUUAUUAUCUCAAAUUGAAGAGGUUCGCCGCACCCGAGCUUUGCAGCGAGCUGGUCGCAGGAGGCGUGGAGGUUCAUCUGGACAAGGCUUAGCCACUGUUGCUGUUGUUGGGUAUACAAAUGCUGGAAAAUCUACAUUAGUAAGUAAGUUAUCAGACAGUGAUCUGUAUAGCGACUGUAGAUUGUUUGCCACAGUUGAUCCAAGAGUAAGAAGUGCAGUUCUUCCUUCAGGAAAAAAAGUGCUUUUCAGUGACACAGUGGGAUUCAUAUCUGACUUGCCUGUACAGUUGGUGGAAGCAUUUCAUGCAACUCUAGAAGAAGUGGUGGAAGCAGACCUGCUUGUGCAUGUUGUAGAUUCGAGUGCUCCCAAUCUAGAUGAGCAUCGAACAACAGUGUUACAAGUUCUUCGACAAAUAGGAGUGUCAGAAGAGAAGCUUCAGAAUAUGAUUGAAGUUUGGAACAAGAUUGAUAUGGAAGAAGAAUGCAUGGACGUUGAUGAAUAUCUUGAUGGUGAAGAUGAAGACAACUUCAAGGUAGAAGAAGAUGAUGUAAAAUCUGAGUUAUUAGCAGAAAAUGAAGGCAUGAAGGAGGUUGGUUUUGAGACCAUGGAAGAAAAAGACUAUUCUGAUGGUUGGUUAUAUGAUGAUUUAGUCGAUGAAGGUGACCGACAAAAUGAGUCGAUUGAAAAGCACAGUGAUCUGGACAAAGAUAACUCAAUUGGACCAUCUGGUCCACAUGUGAAAACAUCUGCUAUCACAGGAGUUGGGUUGCAAGAAUUGCUCGAAUUGAUAGAUCAGAAACUUAGUGUUCUGAAUAAUAAGGGUGCACAGGUGGUUGAAAGAAGCAUCUAUGAACGAAAAUGGAGGCCCCCCCAAAAUCAGGAGUCUGGCAUAGCAGUUGAACAGUAGAUAGGACAGUCUUUCCUUGCUUCCUUGCCAUGUCCAAGUUUCAUCAUCAAAAAGUAGUGAAUUGUGAUCAAGGGACACAGUAUUGCCUCUACAAUCCAGAUGAAGUACUUCGAAGCUGCUCAUGUUAAUGUGGACUUCUUCUGCCGCUAUCUGCCAUUAAUGAGCUUUCCAUGGAUGAUAAUUUAAUACUUCAAAAUUAAAUAAAGUUGAUGUAAUGAGUUACAUAUGUUAUACACUUCCUGCCAAAAAAGAAAAUAGGUGCAUAAUUGAAGUAAUAAUAGCAGAAUAGUGGUGUACACAAAUAACUACAUAGUUUCAUUCAUUUGUUUUAAAAGUAGAUUUUAUUUGAAAGGAUUGUUGCACUACAAUUUUGUGUACACAACAGAAUCACGGAUGUAAACGUCAUUGCUUAUCACCGUUUGGUUAGCUCGAUGUCA